This is a messenger RNA of Seriola dumerili (greater amberjack), 3993 nucleotides long. RefSeq names its product sorting nexin-27-like (gene snx27a). Gene Ontology annotation, biological process: signal transduction; intracellular protein transport. Gene Ontology annotation, cellular component: early endosome. The transcript is spliced from 13 exons. Gene Ontology annotation, molecular function: phosphatidylinositol-3-phosphate binding; protein binding. The record is from RefSeq and is a predicted model, not a curated record. Bases 79 to 1770 code for a protein of 563 amino acids. Lineage: Eukaryota; Metazoa; Chordata; Actinopteri; Carangiformes; Carangidae.
CUGAGGGACAGAGCUCGAGUGUUGUUUUGAAUUUGCUAGAAGACACCGACAGGAGGGGGGGUAGGGUCUGUGGAUAAGAUGGCGGAUGUAGAAGGCGAUGAAACUCGUUCGGCUCUCCCUUCGGCAUCCCGUAACGGUCCGGUUGUCGGUUCGUCGGCGGGCACCACGGGCCAAAUCGUAGCUACGGCAACAUCGGGUCCACGGGUGGUGAGGAUUGUCAAGUCGGAGUCCGGCUACGGGUUCAAUGUUCGCGGUCAAGUUAGUGAAGGAGGACAGCUCCGGAGCAUCAACGGGGAACUGUACGCUCCUCUUCAGCAUGUUAGCGCUGUUUUGCCCGGAGGUGCGGCGGACCGAGCUGGGAUAGCAAAGGGUGACCGGAUCCUGGAGGUUAAUGGGGUGAGCGUGGAAGGUGCCACCCAUAAGCAGGUAGUGGACCUGAUCCGUGCAGGGGAGAAGGAGCUGGUUCUGGCUGUGCUCUCUGUUCCACCUCAGGAGGCUGAUGGAUUGGAAGGAGUAGAGGAUGUCCAACCCAACUAUGACUACAGUGACAAGCAGGCUGUGCCCAUUUCAAUUCCCACAUAUAAACAUGUAGAGCAGCACUCGGAGAGGUUUGUGGUGUACAAUGUGUACAUGUCAGGUAGACAGCUGUGCUCAAAGCGAUACCGAGAGUUUGCCAUCCUGCACCAGAACCUAAAGAGGGAGUUUUCCAACUUCAACUUCCCAAAGCUUCCUGGGAAAUGGCCCUUCUCCCUCUCUGAGCAGCAGCUGGAUGCUCGCCGUAGAGGCCUGGAAGAGUAUCUUGAGCGAGUUUGCUCUGUGCGGGUGAUCGGGGAGAGUGACAUCAUGCAGGAGUUUCUCUCUGAAUCAGAUGAGAACUACAAUGGAGUAACGGAUGUAGAACUGCGCAUAGCCCUGCCAGACAAGACCACCAUCUCUGUCAGAGUCCGUAAGAACAGCACAACAGACCAGGUGUACCAGGCAUUAGUGAUGAAGGUUGGAAUGGACAGUAUUAUGGCGAGCUACUUUGCCCUUUUUGAAGUCAUCAACCACUCCUUUGUACGAAAGCUGGCACCUAAUGAGUUUCCCCACAAGCUUUAUGUGCAGAACUACACAUCGGCAGUGCCGGGGACUUGCUUGGCGCUUCGCAAAUGGUUGUUCAGCUUCCAGGAGGAGGAGUUGCUCAGAGACAACCCGCUGGCACUGCACUACUGCUUUCACCAGGCACUGGAUGAUGUGAAGAAGGGAUUCAUAAAAACGGAGGACAAAUCCUACCAGCUGCAGAAACUGGCAGAGCAGCGCAAGAUGGCCACGUACCUGAGCCUGUUGCGGACAUGUGAGGGCUACAAUGAGGUGAUGUUCCCCCACUGCUCCUGCGACUCCAGGAGGAAGGGUCAUGUCAUCACGGCUAUCAGCAUCCAUCACUUCAAGCUGCACGCUUGCACUGAGGACGGCACGCUGGAGAACCAGGUGAUAGCUUUUGAGUGGGGGGAGAUGCAGCGUUGGGACACUGACGAGGAGGGGAUGGCCUUCUGCUUUGAGUACGCCAGAGGGGAGAAGAAACCUCGCUGGGUCAAGAUCUUCACUCCAUAUUUUAACUACAUGCACGAGUGCUUUGAGCGGGUCUUUUGUGAGCUGAAGUGGAGGAAACAGGUUGAGGAAGAGGCAUCUGACAAAGACAACAAAAACUGCAGUAACAAUGAGUUUCUGCCUCCUCUUGAGACACAGCAGAAGGGAUGGCGCCACCUAGGGGGGGAGAUUGCAACUUCCUAAAACCAUUGGUCAUCACUCGAACUAGAACUGGUCCACUUGCAUCAUCACAGCCACCCCUGAGAGUGCCCAUCAACAAACACAGAACUGAGUGACAGACUGAGGCGAUCCAUGCCCCGAAAACAAACUGGAAGUGACCAAUUUGGGAAAUUGGAAUUGUCACACCUAACCAAACCCAGGGAUACACACAGCAAGAAGAGCAAUGAAGGAAAAUCAACAAAAGCCAACUUUCAUGUCAUUUACUAGAUCUCCAUAGUUUGUCUGUUGUUUUCCUCCAUACAUCUGCCCUGUGAUGUGGGCAGGACACAAGCAAAUUCUCGCCACUGGUUGAGAUGUAAUACAUAUCUACAGUGUGUGAUUGGUCAGAGUUACCACAGCGCUGCAACACGGUUUGCGCAAAGGGAGCACCUCGACGAAAUGCCACUUUACGAGGGGGUGGGAUCCUGACGGUCGGGCCUCCCAACACGAUCGACUCAGCCUGAAGCCCUCAGCGUGGCCCUCGUCUGCUGAACUGAGCUAUGACGAAGGAGAUGAAAAUAAGAAGGGAGGGAUGCAGAAAAACGGCAGGUUUCACUUCUUUCAGUUAGUGAGAAAGAAAGAAAGCAAAAUCAUGCUUUACACUGAUGCUGGACAUUAACCCAGAAUUGAUGUUUUCUAUCUGAGGUCAGAAGUGUUCUGUCUUUGUCAGAAAACAUAAGUGACGCAAAUGUAACUUACUGAAAACGAACGUGAGGGGACAUGUUCAUAAUUAUGUGUAUGUUUAACAAUCUUACUUCUGAUAAAAUAUAGAUUAAUAUAAGUCCUAUAAUAAUUGGUUUCUUGAUCUAACACAAUGAAACACUAACUUAAUUGCAUUCAGACUGCUUUUACUAAUCUCCAUUUACCACGAUGUCUUCUGUUCUAACCCACUCUACUUCAGAACGACGUCUGUUGGCAGUCGACCAUUCAAGUCAGUAUGGGUCUUUAUCCCCCUUGCAAGUGUUUUAUUGUGGUGAUUUUGCAGAGCUUGGGAGCUGAAAGGAUGAGGCUUUCUCAUUCUCAGCUCUGUGCAGGAAUAAUCUGUUGAACAAAGGGUUGAUGGGCCAAAGUUUUGAUGUCUUUGAAAUGUCACAUGUUCUUCACGAGGAAUCUGAUCAACAGAUUAUGAAUAUUAUUAGGACAGGACAGGAGAGUUUUAAGGGUCUGGUAAGCUGCUGUUUUCUGAACAGACAGCAGGGGGCAGCAGAGUGUAAGACACGUGAAGUUGUAGAUUUUGAAGGAAAAAAAAUCUUCUCAGAGCCUCUUAAAAGAGUGAUCCCUCGGGCUCUGUAACUCACCCAAAAGUAUCCUUCCUCUGCAGUUUGUCCAUUAACCACGUCAGGAGGACAGAUGGUGUGUGUGUGUGUGUGCUAUACAGAGAGUAGAUGGUGCAUGAAGUUGUGUGACUGCAACCACAGCCAUCAGCAUACAUAGCAAUGCAGACAGCCGUCUGCCUCUUACUGAACCUAAAUUGAUACAGUAUUAGUUGUGUGUAUGCACAUAACGUGAUUAUACGAAAGUUUUAUGAUUUACACUGAUUUGAUUUGUUUUGUUUUGAAGCAGCAUUUCAAUUUUUUUCAUACAACAAUAACAGGUUUACUUGUGUUUUUUGUUUUUCUUGCCUGAAUGGAGACAGUGCGCGUUAAUGAACUGAUUUCACGUAAGUGUGAGUGAGAGAUAGAGUUUCGUUUAUCCCAGUAAGGGCUAGAAGUUUAUCUCAGCCGAUUCAUUACUGACUUGUUCUUGUCCUUCACUCGCUGUCUGGCAGCAACCAAAAACCUGAAACCGAGAGCGACGUUUCUUUCUUACUAACUCUGACUUGUAGAGCAGGUUCAAGUUUUUUGGGUUUUUUUUUUUUUUUUUUUAACAGUUGAUCUUAGAUUUUGGUUCAACAAAAUGUGUAUUUCAUGACUAGGUUUAGUCAUAAUUUGUUUUCGGUCAGUUGCCUUGGAGCAGUGUGUGCAUGUGUGCUGGGUUUGUGUGUGUCCUCUAUGUUUAUCAUUGACAUUGCUGAUAAGCUUUUAGGCUCUGAUUGGACGUGUCUGAUGAGCUGUCUGUGUGAGAGCCGGCAAAUGAAGAUGGGAUUUUGUAUCCGUACGACAGCGGAGACACCAGACAGAUGGAGACAAAUGGGAGGCGUCUCCUAUUGUCUAGCUAAUAUUCACAACCACUCACAUGCUUUUUCAGCAUAACACACACACACACACA